Messenger RNA from Oryzias latipes (Japanese medaka), 3298 nucleotides. RefSeq lists its product as uncharacterized. The record is from RefSeq and is a predicted model, not a curated record. Lineage: Eukaryota; Metazoa; Chordata; Actinopteri; Beloniformes; Adrianichthyidae.
UGCUGGUUGAGUAUAAAAGGCGCCGCAGUAGCAGAGAGAGAGCAGAGCAGAAGGAACGGCAGGAUCACUGAGCUCUGGGACUGUCAGUCGAUUUGCUAUAGGAUUGAGGCCCAGAGACUGGCUGGACCUUUCCAUGACCCUGAUAUGCUUCUUCUUCAGUCAUUCCUUGGUUAUCUUGGCUCCCCCUACCCAUUUGAAGCCUCCUGGUUAAGGAGGGAAGGAGGUUCUCACUCAUUUGACAGAACGUGGCUCCGUCCAUCCUCGCACCAUCAAGGAACAACUAAGAGGCCCAUGCCAGAGGACCUCAGGGUCUGCGAGGAGAAGAUAUGGGAGAAGAUAUGGGAGGCGGCUCAUGUGGAAUUGGAAGCUCGUCACCACUGAGAAGGUCCUAGUCUGGCUCCCAGACAGUGGGUCUGGUAAUCCACCCGAGAUCUCCGGUUACGUCUGCAGAGCAAGAAACUCAGUCCUAGGGAAAUGGAAACCCUAAUAUCAAAUACGACCCAGAGUCUGACCACCGCGGCAGAGAUGCGGAUCACCACCCAGAUGUUGAUGCACCCCAAUGCAAACUGGGAGGAGCAUCUGGCUCCUGCUCCUCUCUCCAUCGCCAUCAUGGCGGAGCUGGUCUUCAUCUCAUCUAUCAUUGAUUUCUCCAUCAACAAGAAUCCCCCAAAAGAUGGAUUCAAGUUCAUAAAGUACCCAGACUCCUUUAGGGCUAGUCUCAUGCAAAUCAGUAACUCAGCCUGGCACGCAUUCAACUUAGCCCACAAGAACAUGGAUCAAAUCCGGAUUCAUACCUUCACUGUUCCAGAUUAUAUGAAAGCAGCAGUCAAGAUUCUGUUUCAAGGAAAUGAUGAAAUCCUUGAAACUCUCCUCCCAAACCAGCUGGAAAACAUCCGCAGCAUUGCAGACGAAUGUGUGGUGCUAGCAGAAAGCGUUGAAAAGAAGUAUGAAGAUGUUAUUAAUAUAAUCCAGGAGCUGCUGGAAGCCUGCAUCAAUGCUGAACACUUUCAUGGAGAAGAGCUGGAGAAGGUCAGGAUGAAACUUGAGGAGAAUAAGUUGAAGGAACAGACUGCAAAGGAGCUAAAUGAACGAUCCAAGAAAGCAAUGGAGGCCAUGUCAAAGGAGCUGGAAGAGACACAAGAACAGUACAAGAAGUCCAUGGAUUCCAUACCAACAGGGUGGGAGAUGAUUGGCAUGGAUUUUGUUGAAGGAUUGACAACCCCUUUGAAAAUAUUAAAUCUUGGUUUUUUUAAAAAUAAUAAAAGAGAGAAUUUUGGCUCAGACACAAUCACAGGACAUAAAGAUGAUGAAAGAGAUUUGACUUCAGAAAUAAAAAUUUUGAGCAGGUCAGGACCAAUUCUAAAACUCGCAUCAUCAUUCAGUCAGUUUAUAACUGAAGAAGGGAUAGACUGGAAAGAGAUCUAUGAUCAGAAGAACAAGUGUGCAAAGACUACAUGGACUCAAGAUCAAUUCAAAAGAAUUUAUCAUGAGUUGGAGGAUCUUCCAAGAAGUAAACUAAAGGAAACUGCUCUGUGUCUCUGCCAAAGAGGCAUUGACAUCUGUGAACAGUUGGCAAUAUAUGCACCAGAUCAGGAAUGUGAUCAGAAAACGACACGCAAGCUGAUUAAAGACACAAAGAAGCUGUAUGAAGAUGCUUUAAAGUUUGACUGUAAAAGCAAAAAAAUGUCUGGUUCUCCAGCUCUGAACCCCAAACCCCCAAUGAUGUUCAAAGCACAGGAGAACUCUGGAAGGCAGUCUGCCAGCCAGAGAGCAACAGAGAACGCUCGUUUCCGCAUCGAGCAAAGCCGAGAACAACUGAAGCAAACCCGAGACUCGUAUGAGAAAGCUGUACAGAACAUGGAGCAGAACCAAAGAGAACUGACUGAGAUCCUGAUUGAAAUGCAGAACUGCAAGAUCAAAGAGAUUGACUUUGACACCACCAUCAAAAUGCUGGUCAAAGGGAUGGAUGCCAUGGGUAGAGUGAAGGAGCAGUGGGAGAAGAUGGUGCGCUUCUUCCAGAUGGUUGCCACCAUUGUGAAAACCAGCCUUGGAACCACGCUGCACAAUUUUGUGAAGACAUCUGAAGACACAAAGAAACUGUCCUACAACUCUAAGCUCUUUGCCAAAGACAUGCUGUACAACCAGGCCUUUGAAGCCUCCAACAUCGCCAGUCUGGUCCACAUGAUCUCAGGGACCUACUGUGAAGUGUCCAACAAGUACCUGAUGGACAGAGUGAGCAGCUUGGGUAAGCUUAUGGCCAUGGACAAGGAGAAGCCAGAGUUCAUGCAAGAGAGAAUGAAGCUGCAGGAGUCCUGCCAAGAGGCUCAAGAUGGUAUCAUGCAGUUGGUCCUGAAGAACAAGAAAGAAUUUGAAAGGAAGACGGAUGCCAGGAUGGCCCAAAUUGAGGGAGAGUUUAAAGCCAUUCUGCCCCCUACUCCACCAAUGGAGACAGAAAGAAUCAAAGAAAUAGUUCAGACUGGGUUUGGAGAGGGAGAGUUUGGAGAAGGAGAAGAAAAUUAUUACUGAAACAAUGGAAUUUCAUAGACAAAGGAUUGCAGUCUGAAGUAAGGAUUUUAAUUUACCACCCACACAUUUUUCUGUACUUCAUCUUUGAAUAACUUAACUCUAUUUUAACACCACCUAAAGGGUGUGGAGUUUUCUUCAGUUCAGAAUCAAUUCAAAGUUUAAAUCAAUAGCUUUCAUGGAUCUGUGAGUGUUCUACCUGUUCUUCACAGUGUGUCUCACCCAUGGGCCAACCUUAGAUACAAGUAUUUUGGGAAACUAAAACGCUGGUCCUCCAAUUGUAUUGUCCAACAUAUCAACAUGAUAUCGAGAACCUCCGCUAACAGGAUUGCUACUCAUAUCCAAAGACUGUCUGUUGUAAAAAGUACAGAAAAAAUUGCUAAUUUUUGAUUGUAUGAUGUGGGAGAGGUUAGCACAGCUGGUCUGUCUCGUGGCGUGAUGGGUCUUCCUGUAAUUUCAGACGUUUGUGACUCAAAGACCAGCUGGCAGGAGCUAUUUGCUGUUCUUGUGUUUACUCAGGUGUGUGACAAAUAAGAAUUAGUUUUUAAUUUUGUUAGAAUAAAUGUAAAAUGUAUGAAAAAAAAGCUGUUCUGAGAGAUAAAUAAAAAAUUUGGAUACAUUCCAAAGAUUUCGUACCUUACAUUUACUGUAAAAAAAAAGACCAAUCUUUAUAUUGGUGAGUUUCACCAUCUGUCACUGAGUGACCAGAUGACACAGGCUGUAUUUUCCUGUAAAUGUUUCCACACAGGUUCAUUAAAGGCUCUCUAAAACAGCA